This is a messenger RNA of Linum tenue, 1416 nucleotides long. NCBI's taxonomy places the organism in Eukaryota, Viridiplantae, Streptophyta, Magnoliopsida, Malpighiales, Linaceae. The record is from the annotation of a GenBank genome assembly.
CCCAAAAUGCCUGGAAGAAAGUGGAGGCUAGUAGACAGUGGGGAGCAAAUAGUUUGGAGACUGGAAGGGAAUGGCGGAACUCGGAAGGGACACCUGUGAUUUGACUACAAAAUGUCUGGGUCUUCAGUCAUUCUUCCGCCAGUGAUAGAUUCGAUUCCGUCGUAUCAGAUACUUCUUCGUCCUCCUUCCCGCGUCGGAUCACAGCCAUUCCCCACAUCUCUUCUUCGAAAACCCCCAUUUCCUCGGAAAAAACUGUCUGCACCACCACCGCGAGUCAUCAGAAACAUGACUGGCACAGCUGAUACGCUUUGAAUUGGAUGAGUGCCCGUUGCCUGCUAUUCUGCAGUGGUUUGGAGGGAGAGAACACUCUCAGUCUCAGACCAUGCGUUUUCACUACUGCUUUGAAAGGACAGUAUCCCAACUUUUAGCAAGCUGGGAAUUUUUUCAAUCGUUACAUGCAGUAGCAGUUCUCUCGCCAAACUCGCUCCAAUUGAAGCUGUCCUUUUCGAUGUUGAUGGAACUCUAUGUGACACAGAUCCAAUUCAUCAUCGUGCCUUUGCUGAACUGCUUCAAGAGAUCAACUACAACAACGGGGAACCAAUAUCUGAGGAGUUCUUCAUCAAGAAUAUUACUGGCAAGCACAAUGAGGAAAUCGCAAAAUUUCUUUUCCCCAACGAUAUAGCUCGUGGCAUAAAGUUCAUGGUGGACAAGGAAACACACUUCCGAAAAUUGGCCGCUGAUCACAUUACAGCGAUAGAAGGCCUCUACAAAGUGAAGAAGUGGAUCGAAGAUCAUGGUUUGAAACGUGCUGCAGUCACCAACGCUCCGAAACACAAUGCUGAUCUCAUGAUCUCAAAACUUGGGCUGACAGAUUUCUUCCAGGCUGUCAUUCUGGGAGACGAUUGUGAGCAUGCUAAGCCACACCCUGAACCUUACCAGAAAGCACUCGAGGUCCUCCAAGUGUCGAAGGAGCACACGUUCGUGUUUGAGGAUUCUGUAUCGGGAAUCAAAGCUGGAGUUGCAGCUGGGAUGCCAGUUAUCGGUAUAACCACUAGAAACCCAGAGGAUUUGUUGAUGCAAGCCAAACCUACUUUCCUGAUCAAGAACUAUGCUGAUCCGAAAUUGUGGGCUGCUCUAGAAGAAGUUGAUAAAGCCAUGGGAGCUGGAAAUGGAGCUUCUGCUUGAAGAGGAGCUGAUAUGGUCGCCCAACCAUAAGAUCAGCAGCAUUGUUUUCUAUUUUGCCAUAGCCAUGCCAUGUAAGCCUAGAUGUAUAUUUGAUGACUAUUGAAUAUAGAUUGCUCGAUAGAACGAAUGUCGAAACUGGCUAGACAAGUUAUAGAUUAGAUCAUAGCAUUCAUAGCAUUCAGGUUAUUUCGGGUUGGAUGGGUCAUUAUAUUUAUGGGUUUGAUUCUGAAC